Durusdinium trenchii is the source of this 432-nucleotide messenger RNA. The record is from the annotation of a GenBank genome assembly. Lineage: Eukaryota; Dinophyceae; Suessiales; Symbiodiniaceae.
AUGACCCCAGAGCGUGAGCUGCGAGACGAGGACGUGGCGAAGCGCGCGCGGACGAGGCCGAGGAGCUUGUCGGGAACAUCACCUGCCUUGCCGCCUAAGGGCCGUCCCGCGCCACGCGGCCGCCACCGCGCCGCGCUGGCGGCCGCGGCGGUGCUGGCAGAGGAGGCGAUGGGACCAGCUGCUGAGGUGCGGGCGCGGUCCUACACGAGGCACCGCGCAGCCAUCCUGGAGGGCCGUGCCUUGUGGGACUCCGAGCCGCCCUCACACGCACCGCCGCGGCGCGCCCAGUCGGUGCCCACCGCCGAGCCGGUGCCGGGAACGGUGGGAACGGUGCCCUGUCGGGAGCAGCCACGGAGCAGCGGUCGCGCCGGAGGCCGCGCAGUGAGAGGAACAAGAUCGGGUGCCUUGCAUGAGGCUCGAAAGGACUGUUGA